This is a messenger RNA of Penicillium subrubescens, 1011 nucleotides long. RefSeq names its product MBL fold metallo-hydrolase. NCBI's taxonomy places the organism in Eukaryota, Fungi, Ascomycota, Eurotiomycetes, Eurotiales, Aspergillaceae. The transcript has a single exon. The record is from RefSeq and is a predicted model, not a curated record. Bases 1 to 1011 code for a protein of 336 amino acids.
AUGCGACUUCCAUGCUCGCACCUACUCACACCGGACAUACCGCAGCACCAAUAUCUCGAUCUUCCAUCAUUUUCCUUUCUUAUUGAUCACCCAGGAUCGCAGCGCAAGAUUCUGUUCGAUCUUGGGCUUAGGAAAGAACUCUCAAGUCACCCACCAGCAGUGGAAAGGUUUCUUGUCGAGUCUGGUUGGGACUUGCAAGUGACAAAAGACAUUCCCGAGAUCCUCAAGGAAGGCAACCUGUCUCCGACUGAUAUUGAGGCUGUGGUCUUCAGUCACCAUCAUUUUGACCAUGUAGGGGACCUGAGUCAAUUUCCAUCAACUACUACAGUCGUUGUUGGCCCUGGCUUUAAAAAUGCCCAUUUGCCCGGAUGGCCUGUGAAUCCCGAGUCGUCAUUAAUUGACGAUGAUUGGAAAAGGCACAAUAUUCGCGAAAUAUCCUUUGAUGUCGGGCCUGAAGAACUCUUCAUUGGUGGAUUUCCGGCCGUUGAUUAUUUCGGAGAUGGAAGCUUCUAUCUACUCAAUGCACCUGGGCAUACGAUCGGGCAUCUUGCUGCUCUGGCUAAAAUAUCUCUGGCUUCUGCCUCAUCUGGAGAACAUCCAAGCCAACAUCCAAGAGAUAAAUUUGUGUUCUUAGGUGGAGAUAUUUGCCAUUAUCCAGGCGUUUUUCGCCCCACGGAAAGUUCACCUUUGGAUACUGAAGCCCAAGCGGCUUUGUACACCUGUCCAGCGUCUUUCUUCCUCGAUGUCCAUCCAGAGAAAAGUUGCGAAAAACCUUACUAUAGGAUGCCAGCCCAUUGCACCGUGGAUGAAAAGGCUGCCGGAGACUCAAUCCGAAAGCUGUGUGCAUUCGACGCCAAUGAGGACGUUCUGGUAAUUAUUGGCCACGAUGCGUCCUUGAUUGGAAAGAUGGAUUUCUUCCCGAAACCGAUCAAUGUAUGGGAAAAAGAGGCAAAGGAUACCUUGCAGUGGGCUUUCUUGAAAGAUCUCUGCCAAAAUACUAUUCACAACUAG